Messenger RNA from Physeter macrocephalus (sperm whale), 2926 nucleotides. It is a transcript of the gene ANKRD60, whose product is annotated as ankyrin repeat domain 60. Gene Ontology annotation, molecular function: protein binding. Lineage: Eukaryota; Metazoa; Chordata; Mammalia; Artiodactyla; Physeteridae. Bases 135 to 881 code for a protein of 248 amino acids. The transcript is spliced from 4 exons. The record is from RefSeq and is a predicted model, not a curated record.
CCGGGCGAGGGGCGGGCUCGGCCGUUCCGCGGCCCCUCCCCGCGCAGCCCCGCGCCCGCGCCCGAGGCCGGAGCCGCGUCGGGCACCCGCAGGCUGUGAGCCUGGCGCUCGACUUGGCCUCAGACGUUUUCGUCAUGCGGGUGCUGCUGGAGGAUUCCGGGGAGAUGUUCCGAGUGACAGCCUGCCGCAGCGACAUGACGGUGCGGGAGCUCAAAGAGGAGCUGGACCUAAUAGCCGGCAUCCCCUUCGACCUCCAGCGGCUCCAGUACCUGGACCAAGGAAUUUUGAUGGAUGACGCUACGCUGAAGUCCCACGAUGUUGUUCCUGGUGGAAUUAUUUCAUUAUGUGUCUGGCAUUAUGAUGGAUGGACGGAACUGGUUUUGGCGGCCGUGGAAGGGGAUUCCAGUAAGCUGUCUCGCCUCGGUGUCGCCGAAGAUUCUUUCUACCGAACAGCAAAUUCGCAGCAUUUUGACGACAAGCAGUGGAAGAAGUGGAUAUCUCAGAGAGCGUUCAUGGCGCUGUAUGUUGCCUCACACAGGGGUCACUCGGAGGCUGUUCAGUACCUUCUAGAACACGGUGCCAACUGUCAGGGCAGAUCCCCCGUGGGCAGGACGCCCCUGCACGUGGCUGCAGCCAUGAGCCGGCUGGACUGUAUCAGCCUCCUGCUCAAAUAUGGGGCCUCCAUCAACGACAGAGAUGCCAAGGGGGAGACGCCCAUGUCCCUCGCCUGCCGCCUGAACCGCAGCCAGAGCAGGCGGCGGAUGUUCCUCUUCUACCGGAUGGUGAAGCUGGGGACAAAGGACCCGAUGGACCCUGUCGUGAACGAGGCUUUUCAGAGAGUCAAGGCCGGGUUUGGAUCCGAGAAGGAGAACAAAACGUAGCUCCACCUGGGAAUGUUUGCAUGUCACCUCUGACUUGGGGUUACUUUCCUGAGUUCAGAUCCACGGUGGCCAGUGGCUUUGGGUGAGGAGGAAGGCCGGGAAACGCGGCAGUUCCUCUGAAUCAGAUAGGAAACCAUCGGUCCUAUUUGCAAAUGACUUGAGGAGGGUAUUGAUGGAAGUGGGUGAGUUUGUGUUCAUUUCCUAAAGCCAUCACAGACCUAACGGGCUCCCAUGCCAGCCUUUAAUGUUGAGCUAUUUGUUCAUCGUAUCCAGUAACGCUGCCUGGGGUGACGGGCACCAAUUACCUUCUCUCCCGUCUGGACACCGUCUAAUGCAUCAGCAUAAUAGGGGUAAUAGCCGUGAGGCGAGGAGCUCUGUUGUUACGGUACAAAACCCGCGCAGGCAAAUGUCACCAGGUCGUGGGCAGUGUGACCUGUGAAUUUCAGUUUGUAAAAUUCAUGGCACUAGAUGCUCCCUAAGCUAGCAAUGUUCCAGAAGUUUUCCUGAACCUUCCUGGAGGGGUCUGCUGCCUGACUCUGAGGUGGGGCUGGGGGAGAAGCCAGGCUGACCUGGGGGGCAUCUAAGAGCUUGGUUCUCCACAGGGGCGCCUGGUUGCUCUUGGUGAAAGGUGAUAGGCUGGCACUGGAUUUGGAGGAGACGGUGUAAAAGAUGAUGAGGAGUUCGUAAGGGAGAGGAUUCGAGCUGGCAGCUUCUUUUUUCCUUUUGUCCCAUCCCCAAAGGUCCAAGCACCCCCCUCCCGCUAGCUUUCUCCUUUCCUGCUAGAACUGGGGUAGCUCCAGCAUCCCUACUGCGGGGCAGUGUCUAUGCUGGACUCUGGGCUCGACACCCACAAAAGCUGCCCUGUGGGUGAGUGAGCUGGGUGUGGGAGCCGAGAGGGAGGGGUGAGGACUGGGGCGGACUGACGGGCCCGCCCGCCCUUGUCUGAAGGGGGCACCGUGACUCAGCUGCAGCAGAAAGGUGAGCCAAAGGCAGCUAGAUCUUUGCAGGGCUUCCCAGAGCUGGAAACCUGGCUUGUUGAGCUAAGUCCUGAUUUUUAAGCGUUGGCUUGAAUUAUUUUAAGAUCAGCGUACGGAACAAAAGGAGGAGUAGGAGAUUUGAGACACAUGGCUGGGGCCGCCGGCCAUCGUCAGACUAACUCAUUUCACUGGGGAAACGGGUAGAAGCAACCUAAGGCUCACCGGAACUUUCCCCGGCUCUGAAGCCACAGGGCGGGAACGGCCGUGAGUGUUGCCGGGUGGGGAGUGUUGUCCACCCUUCCACCCGUGGCCACACAUGUGUCUCUGAAGCCCUGUGUCCUGACACAGCGUCCGGAGCCAGUCCGUGUGGCAGCGGUCUCUCGACCGUUGAAGUUCUGUUCCUUAAGGUGCUGGAAAAUGGCACUGUAUCCCAGCUGCCCUUCUUUCUGACUUACAUCCCAAGAACCGGAUUCCGCUUCUACAUUAAUUGGCCGCAUUUCCCGCUGUCAUGGCAAGUGAGAGCCGUGCUGGUGACGUGGCUUUACAGCCGGCGGACGUGGCUGGAGCCAGCUCAGCAAUCUGUUUGACAAAUGAUAGUCAGGAAAAAACAUACAGCUCGGCAUCAACAAUGUCAAAACAGAUCUUGUUUGUGGCAGACGUUCUCCACAGUCAAUAGGCAGAUAUUAAAUAACCUCAUCCAGCGGGGGCAGUCCAUUUAGCUAAUGAGGUGUGUUGGCAGGGGCACCUGGGCACCCUUUUAACAAGUGGUGUGACUCAGAGUCAUGUGUUUUCCGGGAGCUUUGCUCUGCUGUGUUUAUUGUUAGCAGAGCCAGCUGCCUGACGUUUGUCCCCAAAACUUUGGAGGGAAGCCCUCUGUCUUUGUCACCCCCAAUUCAGCUGAACACUUGGCCGGCAAACUCUCCAUGGUGACAUUUUGCUCGGUCUGUGGCAGGGUCAUUAAAACAGUCCUGUAGGUCCCGGGGGCUCUUCCUUUUAGACGAUCUUAACAUUCCAGCUGUUAUAUUCAAACAAGCCUGUAUCACCUAUUCAAUAAAAUAUGUCCGUAGC